AUGCCCAGGGGCUUUGGCGGGAGCGCUCCACCGCGACCUCCACCGCCAUCUGGACCAUCUCCGGCUCGAGAAAGUUCAAAUACAUUCACUCAGGAAGCCCAAAAACAAAACAACAGUCCUUCGAAAGAAAAAAUCCUGCAACAGGAAAUCGAGCGGCUGAAUAAAAAGGUCAGCGAAAUGGAAUCUUCCAUGAUGCUGCUACGUGAUAUGAAUGAAAAUCUAACAACUUAUAAUAAAAAAGUGGUCAAUCGAAAUGCUGAGCUGGAGAAGCAGGCUGAUGAAUUGAGCAAACAGCUCCAAUGGCUAGUUUCUGGCCAAGCAACUCCCGAAGCUCCCCGUCAAAGUCCCCCAGGCGUCGUACACCCUUCAUCUCGACCCACAUCUUCCCCAAGCCAACCAAAACAAAAACCUCCUCGUCCAACUCAAACACAGACACGACAGAUGAUGGCUCUCUGGGACUAUAAAGGCGACCAAGAAGGUGACUUGCAGUUCAAAGAAGGAGAUGUCAUCAACGAUGUGAAACCCUCUUCACUUGGCUCAGACUGGCUGCAGGGAAAGUGCAAUGGAAAAAGAGGAGUUUUUCCCGCGACUUAUGUUACUGAGCUUGUUGCUUCACUGUAA
Messenger RNA from Oikopleura dioica, 621 nucleotides. The record is from the annotation of a GenBank genome assembly. NCBI's taxonomy places the organism in Eukaryota, Metazoa, Chordata, Appendicularia, Copelata, Oikopleuridae.